Messenger RNA from Pyrus x bretschneideri (Chinese white pear), 809 nucleotides. Its product is annotated as chaperonin-like RBCX protein 1, chloroplastic. Gene Ontology annotation, biological process: ribulose bisphosphate carboxylase complex assembly. Gene Ontology annotation, molecular function: protein folding chaperone. Lineage: Eukaryota; Viridiplantae; Streptophyta; Magnoliopsida; Rosales; Rosaceae. The record is from RefSeq and is a predicted model, not a curated record. The coding region runs from base 85 to 621 and encodes 178 amino acids. The transcript has 6 exons.
UGAAGAUAUUUUUUUUUCCCAAAUAUCUGAUCAUUCAGAAAUCCCAAUUCAGUCUGCUCUGCUCUAUUCUGCUCCUAGUUAUCCAUGGAAUCCUCUGCGUCAAUACUCCCACUCUCUCAGCUCCCUUCUGUUUUCCCACAAAAACCCAAAAGAAGCAAUUUACCUUACAAUCCUUCUUGGCUAUCCAAUUCCAAACCAAGAGCCUCUCGUCCCCCUCGCAUGCACUGCCACAAGAUGUAUGUCCGUGGAUUUGGAGAAGCGUCGCCGGAAGCAAAGGCGGCCAACAACCUCCACAGUUUCUUCACUUAUGUUGCAGUUAGUAUUGUCUGUGCUCAGCUUGAGAGUUACAACACGGAGGCAUACGAAGAGCUGAUGGAAUUUCUGAGUAGGAACUCGUUGAAUGAUGGAGACCAAUUCUGUGCCAAUCUGAUGAGAGAAUCUUCCAGGCAUAAGGGUCUAGCUUUGCGCAUCCUAGAGGUUCGAUCUGCAUACUGUAAAAAUGAUUUCGAGUGGGACAACUUGCAGCGAUUAGCCUUCAAGAUGGUGGAUGAAUCCAAUACGAGGCUCAUGAGAGAUUAUGUCCUAGAAAUAAGUCAUGUGGAAGGUGAACAGGAGAAGUGAGAGUUGACCCGAUCGAAUCAGUACAUAAAGAUGAAGCAGGUUUCCGACGUGGGACUCUAUUCUGUAUAUGUUUCAAUAGUUACAGCAACGUCGUAUUUAAUUUGUUACUACUAAUGUUCGAUAAAAAAAUGUAUGCGAUUACAGUUGCUUUCAAAUUACCAGAUGCAAAUCAGGGAGUACCUUGUUUA